AUGACAUGUUUGGUGAGCUUAGCUCUUCCAGCUUGGCUACCUUUGGUCACAGCUAUAGCAAUAGCUAUUAUAAUAGGUUUUUGUGUUAUAAUCUGCUAUAUUUCUAGGGAAAUUGAUAGAUACAAGAACUUCUAUGGGAGGGAAGAUCGCUUGAAUAGCAAAUAUGAGAAAGAAUUCCGGAAGGAACUAGAAGAGACUGAAGAUAUGAUUUACAGAGGAUACAAAAACGAAGUUCUGGUCAUUGCAAGUCCAGGAACACAAAGUUCGCCAGUGUAUGGACUGAAAGUUAUGAUGACGAGGAAAACAUCAAGAGCUACACGGAAUAGAAUAGAGAAUUGCUCAAUAUCUGCUUCCAAUACAUCAGAUGUCAUUCAACUAGUGAAAGACAAAUUGGAAAGGGGACAAGAACUGAUUGAGUUAUUAUCAAGUCAUCAUCCUCUAGGAAACAGAGAAGCGAGAUCGAAAGCAUACGUGGAGUGUGUCAGAGCUUUGUUAGAGAAAAUGACCCUGCAAUACUUUGUCGUCUAUGGUAAAAUGGGGGAGCUAUCAGUCAGUUGUGGAGAAGAUCAACUGACUACAUUAGAUGUUGCCGAGCUAUCUCUCAAUCUUCAGCUUAAAGUCUUAUUGCCUCAAGUUUUAAUUAUUUCCGCCUUCCAGAUUCAUCCAGAAGUUCUGUCGUGCCCUUCCUCGCAACAUGAUGAUCCAACGGAAGUUGAGAGAGGAAAUAGUCGUAAGAGUGCAGAUUCAUUGAAAGAAGACAUUCUGGUGAACAAUCUUACAUAUUUUGGAGAAAAGCCAGACAUGGGAUUGACGAUUGUACCUGCUCUUCAAUUGGGCAGACGACGCUCCACCAGAACUUCAAAUCUUCUCUUUCGCAACAGAACUUCGAGAUCAAAAUCAAUUGGCUCAGAGAGAAGAAGCCGAUCUAUUGGUGGAACACCGCGUUUGUAUCCUCCUGUUGUUAUCAAUAACCGUUUUCAUAGCCAAAUAAGGGCUCCAUCGACUAUAAAUGCCACAAGUCUAAUGUAUGAUUCAAUUGAUAUAACUAUUUCACUAAGGAACUUAUCCAUUCAAGAUUUACCAACAGAAGUAAUUUGCAUUCUAUGGGCAAAUGAAACUGAGAACGACUCCAAAUGGACAGUUCUUGGCACUUCAGAACCUGCCGCGGUCAUCAAACGAAAUGUAUUUUUCUCCGAAAAGUUUACCUUUGAUUACAAAUUCGAAAAGACACAGCUAAUUAAGGUUGAAAUAUGUCGAGUUCCGUCAGAAGAGGCUUGUUCUUCCAAUGACGUCUUCGGAACUUGCAUGUUCAAGGUUGAUGAGCUUAUUGGAUCUUUCGGAUUACAUCUUCGUCGAUGUCUUCAAACUAAGGUAUCCAUAGCUGGAGUGUUUGCUGGAAAGAACACAGGACCAUCUAUGGGUGGAGUUCUAAUAUCAGGACAAAUGGGUGAAAGAGAACAACCGAUUGUUUGUCAAUUUGAAGGAAAAGGCAUCGAUAGGAAAGAUUUCUUGUGGGAUGAAACAGCCGUAUUCUUCAGAGUUUACCGAUUAGAAGAAGGUGAACAAGAAGAUUACUUGGUUCUAUUGUAUGAGAGUGAAGCUAUCAAAAAUCAUUCACAUCCAGUUUGGUCCGAGUUUGCACUUGGAGCUCAAGACGCAGCUGAUAAUCGUAAUAGGUUAUUAGAAGUUAGAGUUUGGUAUCGGGAUGUAGAUGGCAGUGAAGGAUACAUUGGGAAGUUCUUAACAACAUAUGCAAAAAUGAAGUAUGGCCCCGGCCCCGAUAACAUAUAUCACAUAAUCAAUGAGACGAAGAAACAGCAGAAGAAGAAUUACGAACAUAGUGGAAAAAUGGAAUUAGUGAAGUUCACUGAUGUUUCGUUCUUCUCUUUUCUCGAUUAUAUUGUCAGCGGCACUCAACUUCAUUUCGAAUUGGCAGUUGACUUCUCCAGCGAUGAGGGGAAGAAUCGAAUAGACAAUCGCCGAUUCGAUUCUGACUUCCAAAUCUCUAUGAGAGCCAUUGGAAGUAUCAUUCGAGACUACUCACCGAAUAAGCUGUUCGCUGCAUUCGGUGUUGGAGCUAAGAUUCCACCAACUUUCCAUGAAUCACACGAGUUCCAUUUGAACUUCGCAUUAGAUCCGGCAUGCCGUGGAUUGGAUGGCGUUAUGGAUGCCUAUCGAAAAGCUGAAUCUAUAGUAACUCCUAUUAAGGAUGCUAAGUUCGCUCCAAUUAUCCAAUAUGUCACCCGAUUAUCACAACAAUCGGGAUUCCGUGGAUUGCAUUACCAUAUCUUCACAAUAUUUGCCCGAUCUCCACCUGUUGAUAUGAAGGAUGUUAUUGUGUCCUUACAAGCAGUUGCUGAAGCUCCACUCUCUAUUGUUUUCAUUGGCAUCGGAUCAGCCGAUUUCACACCUUUAAUGAAGCUUGCAUCCAAACGGAAAGAUCUCAAACGUGAUUGUGUGGAAUAUUGUUCUCUAUCUGAACUAUUCGAUGAGACAGAUAGUGUUUCACAGAACAAAUCGCGAAUUGCUGAACAAGCUCUUCACAAUAUACCUCAACAUAUGGUUUCAUACAUGCACAUGAUGAAUGUUGCUGCAAAGCCACCUAUACAAGUAUGCCGGUCUCCUCUCUUUCAUAGCUCUUCACUCAUUCCCGAUCGACCAACUCAAUUCACUUUUAUCGAAGAUCCAGAUCAAUCACCUCCUCCACCAACGGAUCGCUUGAUGUCUGAACGUCGUGGAAGUGAUUCACACUUCCUUGAUGUAGACAACGGUCUGAGAACCAACCUAACUGUCCGUAUCCCUGAACGAUGUCAUUCUGUGUUACAAACUUCACGCGAGCAAUAUCAACGACGAUUGAAGGAACGAGGAUUGGCAAGAAUGAGAUUUCCGCGAAUGGAAUUGACAACUCUUGAAUCUUCUGGUUCUACUCAAGAUAGUGCUGCCUAA
Molecule: messenger RNA, 2946 nt
Organism: Auanema sp. JU1783
Lineage: Eukaryota; Metazoa; Nematoda; Chromadorea; Rhabditida; Rhabditidae
Source: the annotation of a GenBank genome assembly